ACGUGUCGUGGGAUAUUUGCAUGAGAAAAAGCGGUUUGUGCGUGAAAAUGAGUGAAAAUCCAAGGAAAAGGAAGCUAAAAAACAGUGAAGUGAGUGAAAAAGAUUCAAAAUCCCCGAAAGUGAAGAAAAAGAGUGAAAAAUCUGUGAAAAAUGGUGGAAAUGUGAAGAAAUUCAGUGUGAAGCAGUUCCGGAAGAAGCUCCAAGAAGAUGACUUCAUUUCAGAUUUCCAUCAAUUUCUGGAAAUUGGGGCGGAAAAUCCAGAGAUAAUUGCGAAAUAUUUGGAUGUUGGAGGACAACCACUUGAGAUUGUGACGACUCUGGGGAAAAUUGAUAAAUCCUCAUUGGAUCAUGUCACCUGCAUUCUCAGUGUCCUCCAACUGAUUCUAAUGGAGAUUCUCUCGAAUGCUCCACAAUACACAACAAUUGCCAUCAAUGGAUGUCGCUUUUUGCUGAAUAAACACCGAAGUUUCGUGGAAUUGUUGCUUGAGUCGCAUGCGACCAAUCACAGAAAAAUCGCCCUAAAAGUCCUGACUGCGUGCGUGACACUGGACUCACGCAUGGGAUUUGAUAUCCUGAAGCUUUUUAGGAGUUAUUUGCAUGGGUCAGGGCUCGUGGAGAGAUUUUCCAAGCACCGGAAAGAGGAGAUUGCUCAUCCGGAAAGUAGCUUGAGGACAGCUUUUACGCAUUUUGUCCUCUCGUAUCUGAUUGAGGGCAAUAAUUUGCUAAUUCAGAACAUCCUGGACAAGAUGGAACUCCUUGUGGCUAUUCUGUCUGAGAUUCAAUUUGAUACUCCUGAAAAUAUUGUCCUAGUCCUGGGUAGUUUGAGGAAUUUCGUGCUGAAAAAGUUGAGUGUGUCCAAAACGUUGAAAUUUCGCCUUUUUUCCCCGGAGAUUGUCUGCAAUCUCCUGGAAUUGUACAAUUGGAAGGGACCUAAAGCCUUCCAGGCUCUAGCUAACAAUCAAAGUGUUGAGAGUGUCCUCCCGGAGGCUGAGGACAGAGAAACUGUCUCAGGGGCAGUUCAUGAUUUUCUAAUCCUCCUCCUCACGUCCAAUAAAUACGGAAUUAUUGUCCAGAGCCUGGGGAAUCAGAAGAAGAAGAAGAAUAUCGUUCCGGGUGUUGUUCUUAGCAGACUUCAGAUGCCAUGGAACAAUCCUCAGCACGAAUCCCUGGUGAUUCAUGUGCUAAAGGCAUGUCCGGAACAAGUUGAGGGGUUUCUGAGGAACAGGGCUCGAUUUCUUGAAAGCCUCGAAGGGAUAAAGUUUCUCCCGUUUUUGAGCAAGCUCAUUAGCUGCCUGACUCCUAAGAUUAUUCAGAAAGUCCCUGGGCAGAUUGGCAUGGGAGAAAUGGGCAGUCUUAUCAAGGGCAUUUGCCUAAAUCCAGAGAUUCUGGACAAAAUUACAGAGAAAUUGCUGAAGAAUGCAAAAUUUGAGGUUAGAUUGAAUGUUACCGCGCUCCUGACCACCAUGCUCUCGCAAUGCAACAGCUUCCUGGUUCAUCUGUCCGAAGCUGGGACUUAUCAGGAAUUUGAGAUGAAAGCCAUCAAGGCAGAGCUCCUUGAGCAUAUUUUGGGGAAGUUUCCGAAAAUGGACACAAUCACAAAUUCCCUGUGCAAGAGCAUGGAGGAGAAUCUCCCUCCUGAGGAUGUUCUCGAGCAUCUGGAGGCAACUGUAGAUCUCCUAGCCAUUGCGGCAGAAACCAUUCCCACUUUUAUUGACAAGACAACUUCCCUGAUGCAGCUGAUGAGACCUCUGGAGGGUCAGGAUGGGAAUCAGUCGAGAAUCGGGCUGAAAAUUAUCAAAUUAAUCCUCCUGCUGGAUCCUCAGAUUAUUUCUCCGGAAACUCCACUCUUUUCCAAGAUUCUCUCAUCCUUCCUGAACUUGUACGCUUCCGGAAGUGGCGAGGAAUUCCAGGAAGUUGAGAUCUUGCUGAGGAAUAUCCUCUAUAGCACAAGAUUAUUUGACAGUGGUCCCUUGGAGAUAGAUAUUUGGCUGGAAGCCUUCAAGUCAAUCGAUCGGAAAGAUAUCAAUGUUGUCCAGGAGUUUUUCAUCAAGAUGAUCAAAAAGGUCAAGGCUAAACCUGAGGAAGUUCCAAUGGUUUCCGGAAGCUUUCCCCAAGCUUCCCAGGAGAAUCUUGGUGAGAUUCUCGAGAGGAUUGAGAAGGAUGAAGCCACUUUGGGAAUUAUCCAUGUUCCAGGAUUAAAUCCUCUCCUCCCAGUCGCUGCAAAUCUCCUGGUAAAGAAGCCCACAGUUCCAGUGGUGAAGUAUAUUGAACAAGUUGCUUUAAAUCUCUUCCACUAUCUCCCCUAUCCCGAAAUAUUGCCGGAGAUCCUUGAAAAAUUAUCUCUGGGAGUGUCUGAUUACAUGAAAGAAGCGACUGGUGGAAAAUCCUUAGCAAUUCCUUGUGAAUUCUCUCAUCCGGAAUCCCAUAAAUUGAUAGGCAAUAUCUUCCGGAAGGGAAUCUUUGAGGAAUCUCUCGUGGAAGUUUCCGAUGGGAAGGCUUUCAAUUUUAUUUAUUUGAUUGUCUUCUGCCAUACCCGGCUCCACAGUCUCUCCCAGCUGGACCAGGAGUCCUCAAUUCUCUGCUCAAGGUACCUCCUGAGCCUCCUGAAGGGCAUUCAUGCCCGUCAAAUUGGACAUUGUCAGAGAAAACGAACAAUAGAGCUCGAUAAAGCUCUUAAAAUGAAGAUUUCCAGGAAGAAUCCCAUCUCCGAGAUCCUCAAGUACAUCUUCUGUAGCCAAGUGAACCUCCUGAACAAUUUUUCAGCAGAUCUUGAGAGUAAAGAUCGUCCAACGGUGGAUUUUAUCCUGGAAAUCCUUAAAGAGAUCAAGGAAUGGGAUCUACAAAUCACACUUCCGGAAUUGACAGUAAAUUUCCGGAAGAAAUUGGUACAGAACUUCCGGGAGAAUUCAACAAAGGAUGAGGAUUUCCUGAGCCUCCUCAAGGUCUUUGAUCUGGACCAGAAAAACUGCCUGGAUCUCCUGAAGAUUGCAACGGAAAAAAAUGAUUUUCACAAUGUUCUGGUUGUAGCUCUGGAGAGGAUUACAGAAUUAAGAGGUAAUCCCCUGCCUGGAGAUGUGAUUAGAGAUAUUUGUGGCAUUUUUGUGAGUGUCGCCACAAAAGGCACCUCAGAGACUGCUAUAAAUGCUCUGAGUGAUGCUCUAACGGAUCAUCUAAGUCACUUCCACAAUUCAAUUGGGGACGUCCCCGAAGAUUUACUGCAGACAAUCUGCGUGGGUGGAAAAAUGACCAAACCAAUGACCAAAUUGGCCAGUCUUCUUCUCGAACGCAAUGCAUCACUAAUCCCAACUUUCUGUGGCACUCUGGAGGGGAAUUACACAAAAAAAGAACUCAUGUAUCCCCUCCUGGGAAUUGUCCUGGCCAGGAAACCUGUUCCCAUUGGGAAGGAUCUUCUGGACAGGAUUUUUGUAGAGUACAAAAAUGGCAUAAUGAAAUCCAUUGAGAAGCCCCUGAAAGCUGGAAUGAUUUACCGGGAGAAUUAUGAGAGUUCCCUGCAUUUGAUUGAGGAAUGCAUGUCCGGGAAGGAUUGUGUGGAAUUUACGAAGAAAACCCUAAAGCCAGAUUCCGUGGAAACCUUCCAGUGUCUCCUGAUUGAGAAGAUCUACCAGAAAGCCCUGGCAAAUUCUUCACAAACUUCUUCCAUUCAUAUCAAUUUCUACAAGAAUUUUCUCAAUCUCUUCACGAUUUUGCUCAAAAAGCCCACUCUGCAGAUUGACAAGGUCAUGGGCAUUUCUAAAAUUCUCAUAGAUUGGCCAGGAAGCCAGCUGGAAAAUCCCAUUGAUUCUUCAGUCACAGAAUCGCAGAUUUGGACAAAUUUCUCGCGAACUUGCUUGAAGAUUGGCCUUCAGAAAGAUCAAGAGGAUAAUUCCAGGUAUUUACUGAUCUAUCUUCUGGCCAAUCUCCUGGACAGAAUGUACCAGGAUGACUGUGGUGAUGAAUUCCCGAAGGAACUGUACGAAAUGACAAUCUCUCAUUCAAACUUCUUGGGAAUUUUUCUCCAAAAGAGCUCCACAAAAACAGCCACAGCUUGUCUACUGGUCGUCCUGGCCAGGAAAAACCCCUCUGGAUUUGACAAGGCACACAUCCCGCUCCUUUUAGGAGCUUACAGUGCCAGAAUGUCCAUUUGCGAUCAAUAUAUCCUGGCUCUUCUGAAUCUCUACGAGAAGAACAAUAUUGACUUCUCUGAGUAUCGUCCAUUCCUCUGGGGCGACUCUGCCGUGUCCCACUAUUCCCUCGAUAACACCGAGGACACCACUCUCAAAGGAAUUCUCGAAGAACCAAGCAUGGACAUGGUUAUCUCACUGAUCUCCCUGGAAACCAUGAAAAACACACUCAGCAAUUUUCCCAUCUGGAGGCAUCUCAAUCCUCUCAGAGAUCUCCCAGCGCUGGAAAUCACACCAAAAUCCUCAAAGACAGAGAUUGAGAGGAUAAUUGACGGAGAAAUUCCCAAGAAUGCCAAAUUCUCAGGAAUCCUGACGAAAAAACAAGAAACAUGGGAUGAAGUCUACGAUCCAGCAUUUUUUGUUCCUCUUCUGAGUGCAAUGUUUGCUCCCGAAGUGUUCACAUCUGCAGUUUCCGUGGCUCAGAAUGGACUCUUAGGAAUGGUUUUUGAGGCACUUUCCAGUCAAGAUGAAGAGAUGAGGCUGGCCGCUGGGCUGGCUCUGAUGCGCUACAAACGCCAGAUGGAGGGAAGAAAGGACUUCCUCGAUCGCAAUGUGUGGCUGCAAUUUUACACGGGGACACAAAAUGGUCUUGGGGCUUUGGGCAAGGUGACAGGUUCAUCGUGCCCCAGGCUUCCGCACGUGUCUGCAAAUUUUCUCGCCAAAGUGUCCAGCUUGCUGACAACACCACUGGCGCAGCUGUACAAGCCCAUUUCCGACUAUCUGCUGAGUCGGGAAUCCUUUGACUUUUCCGUUGUGCCAAAUUUCAAUUUUAUGUUCCUAUCAUCUGAUGUUGAUCAUCAGAGUCAUAGGGAAUUCCUUUUGAGUGUGAUUGCUGAUGGGAUUAAGUGUGAGGAGGAUUUCUAUGUGUUGGAAGUGUCGGGAGUUCUGGAGACAAUUAUGGUGUUUUUUAGUUGUCCAUUUGCCUCAAUUGACACAAAUUUGAGGAUUCUCAGUGUGAUCAAUACGAUCGUGAGAAUUCCCAAUUGUUCACGAACGCUCGUAGAUAAAUUUGGACUGAUACCAUGGCUCAGUGGGAUCAUCAGCAAUUUAGAGACUUUCUACUACGACACUAUCGAUGCAGUUGUUCAUAUCAUUGUGAAUUUGUGGUUUUCAGUGGAAUAUCUCGGUGAUUGUAGUGAUCGUGCCGAAAUAUGCCGUAUGGCUGUGAAAAUGGUGAAAUUUAUCUCAGCACGUAUGCCCAUGGUGCUUCUAUCCAAAUUUAUUCGUGUCCUCAAUAAAACAUCCCAUGGGCGAUAUCACUUGCUAUCCCCAAGUGAUUUGGAUCACUUGAUCGAGUGUGCCAAACCACUGAUAGCAUCACAGAUCACCUCGAUCAGGUACAUUCGGGAAAAUGGUGCAGCAUAUGCUGGAAAUUGUGCCAAAAAUGUGCUAAAGGACGACAGUGAGGAUCGUAUGGGUCUAAUUAAUCUUCGUGAAUACGUGAUCAAUUGGACAGCUAGUGAUCGCAAAUGAUCGUGUACAU
Phlebotomus papatasi is the source of this 5664-nucleotide messenger RNA. RefSeq lists its product as uncharacterized. The record is from RefSeq and is a predicted model, not a curated record. The transcript has 3 exons. Gene Ontology annotation, biological process: maturation of 5.8S rRNA from tricistronic rRNA transcript (SSU-rRNA, 5.8S rRNA, LSU-rRNA); maturation of LSU-rRNA from tricistronic rRNA transcript (SSU-rRNA, 5.8S rRNA, LSU-rRNA). NCBI's taxonomy places the organism in Eukaryota, Metazoa, Arthropoda, Insecta, Diptera, Psychodidae. Gene Ontology annotation, cellular component: nucleolus. Bases 21 to 5654 code for a protein of 1877 amino acids.